Molecule: messenger RNA, 1560 nt
Organism: Chelmon rostratus (copperband butterflyfish)
Lineage: Eukaryota; Metazoa; Chordata; Actinopteri; Chaetodontiformes; Chaetodontidae
Gene: katnal2
Product: katanin p60 subunit A-like 2
Exons: 16
Coding region: 1-1560 (519 amino acids)
Molecular function (GO): ATP hydrolysis activity; protein binding; ATP binding
Source: RefSeq, a predicted model, not a curated record
AUGGAGCUUUCAUACCAGGCUAUGAAAAUCGCCCAUCAAGCCCGGGAGGCGGAUGAACUAAGGACUGAGACAAGGAGGAAGAGCCUCCUCAUCCUCAUUUACCAACACCUGCUGGGGCAAGGCUACGUAGCCGCAGCAGUGGCCUUGGACCAGGAGACUAAUGGAGGUGUGAGGAGGUUCGAGGUUUGCGAUAACAUCGAUCUAGAGAUGGUGCUGAUGGAGUACGAGAGCUAUCAGUACGUCAAGUUCCAGAAAUAUCCCAAACUCAUCAGGAGAGCAGCAGAACCAGGAGAAAGCAGAAAUGCAAGAAGUGGUGGAAUGAAGAGGAGUCCCUGUUCAGCCAGUAGGCCUCUCCCCAAAAUCAACCCGUCCCAGAGCCCGCAGUCUGGAAAAGGAGCCAAGAGGACAGCCUCGCAUGCAAAUGAGAAUGGUUCUUCUGUUCCUCCAGAGUCCUCAGAGUUUGGUCUCAACGUUUCCUCGUUCAGAAGUGGAGCUUGGGACGCAGACAUGAACAGAAAGGGCCAGGUGACUGACAGCAAAGAUUCAAGCCAUAAUGCUUUCAAAGGAGCUGGCAGUGACUCAGACCACAUGGAACGACUACUGAAGCCCCUCAGUGGCUUUUCUGGACUGAGUAGUGAGAUGAGUGAACUGGCUACAAUCAUCAGCAUGGACAUCUAUUUGCACAGCCCCAAUGUGCGGUGGGAGGACAUCAUCGGCCUGGAGGACGCAAAGCGAUUAGUCAAAGAGGCCGUCGUCUAUCCUAUCAAGUACCCCCAGCUGUUCACAGGCAUCCUGUCUCCGUGGAAGGGCUUGCUGCUCUACGGCCCCCCUGGUACCGGGAAGACGCUGCUGGCAAAGGCCGUGGCUACGGAGUGUAAGACAACCUUCUUCAACAUCUCAGCCUCCAGCAUCGUCAGCAAGUGGAGAGGAGUCUCUGAGAAACUGGUCAGGGUGCUGUUUGAGCUGGCCAGGUACCACGCCCCCUCCACCAUCUUCCUGGAUGAGCUGGAGUCAGUGAUGAGUCAGAGAGGGACCAGCACGGGAGGAGAGCAUGAGGGGAGUCGCAGGAUGAAGACUGAGCUGCUGGUUCAGAUGGACGGACUGGCGAGGUCAGAGGAUCUGGUGUUUGUACUGGCUGCCUCCAACCUGCCGUGGGAACUGGACCACGCCAUGCUGAGGAGGUUAGAGAAGAGGAUUCUCGUCAGUCUUCCCUCCUCGCCAGCUCGCCAAGCCAUGAUCUCUCAUUGGCUGCCUCCCGUUAGCUCCACAGGAGGGGUGGAGCUACGAACUGAGCUGGACUAUGAAACUCUGGCAAAGGGGAUGGAGGGUUACUCAGGCUCUGAUGUAAGACUGGUGUGUAAGGAGGCCGCCAUGAGACCAGUCCGCAAGAUCUUUGAUGCUCUGGAGUCACAUCAGGAAGGAGACACUGACAUGCCUGCCAUCCAGCUGGAAACUGUGACAACAGCUGACUUCCUGGAAGUCAUCAAGCACACCAAACCCUCGGCCUGUUACCUGAUGGACAAAUACGCAGCCUGGGAGAGUCAGUACGAGUCUGUCUGA